UUUUGGGGGUUUGAGUUAGGUGUACCCAGAGUGAUUGAGUAGAGAACCUAAAGCAUAUAAAUGAGACUCACUCACUCUGUAAGCUGGACACGAGUCAUCACCAGAACAACACAAUAGCUCGUCAGCUUUGGCGGGGUAAGGAAUCAGGAUGUUUAGGAGAGUCGCAUUUUUGUUGCUGGUUGGAUUGGUGUCAUGGGCUUAUCAGGCCACCCAACCGCCCCCUCCCAAGAUUUGUGGUUCCUCUGGUGGUCCACCCAUCACAGCUUCUAGGAUAAAGCUAAGAGAUGGAAGAUACUUGGCCUACAAGGAGCAUGGUGUGUCGAAACAUGUAGCCAGAUAUAAGAUUAUCUUUGUUCAUGGCUUCAGUUCUUCCAGACUUGACCCAGUUGCGACCAUACCCUCACAGGAAUUUAUCCAAGAGUUAGGGGUACACAUUGUGUCUUUUGACAGACCAGGCUAUGGUGAAAGUGAUCCAGAUCCUAAACGAACAGUGAAGAGUGUGGCUUUGGAUAUAGAAGAGCUUGCUGACCAGCUCAGAUUCGGAUCCAAAUUUUAUGUAGUCGGUUAUUCUAUGGGUGGACAGGUUAUCUGGAGCUGUCUUCAGUACAUCCCUCAUAGGCUUGCUGGAGCUACACUGUAUGCUCCUGUUGUUAACUACUGGUGGCCGGGCUUUCCUGCAAACUUGUCAGCAGAUGCGUACUAUAAACAACCCCUCGGGGAUCAGUGGGCUCUUCGAGUUGCUCAUUAUAUACCAUGGCUAACAUACUGGUGGAACACUCAGAAAGUAUUUCCUUCAUCAACCGUUAUAGCUCGUAAUCCAGAGAACUUCUCCAGUCAAGACUUGGAAAUACUAAGGAAUAUGCAGGCUUCUGGUAUACUAAGGCCUCAUGCAAACCAGCAAGGGGUAUACGAGUCGAACCAUCGUGACUUGAUGAUUGGAUUUGGGAGUUGGGAGUUUGACCCUAUUGAAAUCAAGAACCCUUUCCCCAACAAUGAAGGGUCAGUCCAUCUGUGGCAGGGUGAUGAAGAUAGGCUUGUCCCGGUUGAACUUCAACGCUAUAUUGUGGGGAAGCUUCCAUGGAUUGACUACCAUGAAUUACAAGGUGCUGGGCACUUGUUUGUAUAUAAUGAUGGUAUUAAUGAAGCUAUGUUAAUGGCAAUGCUUACUGGGGAAAAGUAGGGUAUUCUUAAUACAGGACAUCUCUUCUUCUAAUCAUACAUUCUUCAGGAUUUUGAAUUGUUUUUGAAACAGACAGAAUCAAACAUUAAUAUUGGUUAUUACUGUUAUAAAUAGAGGGAGUGUGAUUGUGAAAACAAAGCGCAAGGAAUACUCAUGCAUGGUGAAAACAAGGGAUAUG
Fragaria vesca subsp. vesca is the source of this 1358-nucleotide messenger RNA. RefSeq lists its product as uncharacterized. Lineage: Eukaryota; Viridiplantae; Streptophyta; Magnoliopsida; Rosales; Rosaceae. The transcript has 5 exons. The coding region runs from base 149 to 1180 and encodes 343 amino acids. The record is from RefSeq and is a predicted model, not a curated record.